UACUCCCCCCCUGUUUACCGUGGGAGCCCCGCUAACUCCGGCCCGAACCGGCCGCGCCCCUGCAACCGCAACGGAACUCCAUCCCCCCACUCACUCCACCCAGUCCUCCUCUUUUACUUGGUCUCACCGUCCAUCGGCAGCGGCAGCACCAGCCUACGGCGUCGUUGCGAGGGAAGGGAGGCAGGAUGCUCACCUUCACCGAGCUGUCGUGCCCGGCGGGCGGCGGCGGCGGCGGCGGCGGCGGCGAGGACGCGCCCCGCUCCGUCGACCCGCAGCUCUGGCUGGCCUGCGCGGGGAGCAUGUGCACCGUGCCGCCCGUCGGCGCCGCCGUCUACUACUUCCCGCAGGGCCACGCAGAGCAGGCCGCCGCCACCGUCGACCUGUCCGCCGCGCGCGUGCCGGCCCUCCUCCCCUGCCGCGUCUCCGCCGUGCGCUUCAUGGCCGACCCGCAGACCGACGAGGUCUUCGCCAAGAUCCGCCUCGCCCCGCUCCGCCAGGGCGAGCCGGCGGUCGACGUGGGCGACGCCGCCGCCGAAGGGCGGGCGCUUCAGGACGACCGCCCCAAGCCGGCCUCCUUCGCCAAGACGCUCACGCAGUCCGACGCCAACAACGGCGGCGGCUUCUCGGUGCCCCGCUUCUGCGCCGAGACCAUCUUCCCGCCGCUCGACUACAGCUCGGAGCCGCCGGUGCAGAGCAUCAUCGUCAAGGACGUGCACGGGGACGAGUUCAAGUUCCGCCACAUCUACCGGGGCACCCCGCGCCGCCACCUGCUCACCACGGGAUGGAGCAACUUCGUGAACCAGAAGAAGCUCCUCGCCGGCGACUCCAUCGUCUUCCUGCGCAGCGAGGGCGGCGAGGUCCACGUCGGCAUCCGCCGCGCCAAGCGCGUCUUCUGCGACGAGGGCCACUCCGGGUGGGACCACUACAGGGGCCUGAUGCGCGGCAAUGCCAGCUCCGGCGACGGCGGCGCGGCCACCGCCAAGGGGAAGGUCCCCGCCGAGGACGUGGUCGCGGCGGCGAGGCUGGCCGCCGCCGGGCAGCCGUUCGAGGUGGUGUACUACCCGCGGGCGAGCACCCCGGAGUUCUGCGUGCGCGCGGGCGCGGUCAGGGCGGCCAUGCAGGUGCAGUGGUGCCCCGGCAUGCGCUUCAAGAUGGCGUUCGAGACCGAGGACUCGUCGCGGAUCAGCUGGUUCAUGGGCACCGUCGCCGGCAUCCACGCCGCCGACCCCAGCCGCUGGCCGCAGUCGCCCUGGCGGCUCCUCCAGGUGACCUGGGACGAGCCGGAGCUGCUCCAGAACGUGAAGCGCGUGUGCCCGUGGCUGGUGGAGCUGGUGUCGAGCAUGCCCAACCUCCACCUGCCGUCCUUCUCGCCGCCGCGCAAGAAGCCGCGGAUCCCGUCCUACGCCGACUUCCCCUUCGAGGGGCAGCUCUUCCACCCGCCGCCGCCGCCGUUCCCGCCCAACCACGGCCACCACCAUCAGCAGGACCAGCUCCUGCACCACAGCUUCCCAUUCUUCCCCUUCCCGGACAGCAAUGGUGCUCCUCUCGCAGGGAUACAGGGAGCCAGGCAUGCGCAAUUCGGUCCGUCCUUUUCGGAUCUCCACCUCAGCAACCUGCAGUCGAGCCUGCUCUACGCGGGCGGCGCCGUCCGCCGCCCCGCCGCCGACCACGUCGCUCCUCGCGCACCAAGAACGAUCAGCACCGACCUGACGAUCGGCACCUCGCCCGCCCGCGAAGACGACAACAUCACGACGCGCGCUCCGACAAAGAAGGCCGGCGGCGGCGACGUCAAGCCGGCGCCGACCCUGCUGCUCUUCGGGCAGGCGAUACUGACCGAGGAGCAGAUGAAGUCCAGCAGCGCCGGCGGCGACGCGGCCACCUCGCCGGUGGCCGGCGGGUGCGGCUCGCCCAACUGGGACGUGGAGAAGGCGCCCAACCUCUCGGAGGGCUCCGGGUCGGGCUCCGGCGUGAUCCAGGGCAGCCCAAGCAACAACAACACGUCCUCCUGGAGGCUGCAGUGGUUCGGGGACAGCAGCGGCCAGGCGGCGCCGGAGCUGCUGGGGCUGGAGCCCGGGCAGUGCAAGGUGUUCGUGGAGUCGGACGCCGUGGGGCGCAUCCUGGACCUGUCGGCGCUGGGGUCGUUCGAGGAGCUGUACGGGCGCAUGUCGGAGAUGUUCGGCAUGGAGUGCGCUGAACUGAGGAACCACGUGCUCUACCGCAGCGCCGCCGGCGAGGUGAAGCACAUCGGCGAUGAGCCUUUCAGCGCGUUCGUGAAAUCGGCCCGGAGGCUGACGAUCCUGACGGACGCCGGCAGCGACAACAUAGGGGGCUGAGAAUGAAUGAAGCAGCGGACAAUCAUCAUUAGCCGAAUAACUUAGGUGGCCGGCCAUUCCAAGUCGUCAUUAGCGAGCAAUAAGCCGGACCAAGUGCCCCCUGCGUGUACAGCUGAACUGCAAGCUGUGGUUGGUUUCUUCCCGAGUUAGUAGCUCAUUUCCCUUUCAUUUUCCCGUCGCCGUAGCCGUAGGAGCUGCAAAACAAACCAAAUCAAUGUGGCAGCAGCACCACUCCCCUCUGGACACCUUUCAUGAUCAUCAUCGAAUGUAACGUACUUGCCGGCUGCCAUGGCAUGCCGCGGAUCUCCUCUUUUUA
Molecule: messenger RNA, 2649 nt
Organism: Aegilops tauschii subsp. strangulata
Lineage: Eukaryota; Viridiplantae; Streptophyta; Magnoliopsida; Poales; Poaceae
Product: auxin response factor 8
Biological process (GO): response to hormone; regulation of DNA-templated transcription
Cellular component (GO): nucleus
Molecular function (GO): DNA binding
Source: RefSeq, a predicted model, not a curated record